AUGAAGAGGAAGCAGGACAGCUCAAAAACUACUAAACUGAAUUUUCUGUACGCAGUAGAUGUGACUCUUGAUCCUGAUACUGCAAAUCUCUACCUCAUCCUGUCCGAUGAUGGCAAAAAAGUACAUUGUGGCGAUGUUAGGAAGAAUUUCCCAGACAACCCAAAGAGACUGUCCUCUUGUGCAGUCUUAGGAAAGCAGAGUUUCUCUUCAGGAAGAUUUUACUAUGAGGUUCAGGUUGAAGGGAAAACUAAAUGGGACUUAGGAGUGGCCAGAGAGUCGAUCAGCAGAAAGGGAGAGAACACACUGUGCCCUGAGAAUGGGUACUGGGCUGUUUGGUUAAGAAAUGAAAAUGAAUACAGAGCUCUUUCUGGCCCUUCUGUCCGUCUCUCUUUGAAGUCAAAGCCGAAGAGGGUUGGUGUGUUUGUGGAUUACGAGGAGGGUCUGGUCUUCUUUUAUGAUGUAGGUGCUGCAGCUCUCAUCUACUCCUUCAAUGGCUGCAACUUCACUGAGAAACUCUAUCCAUACUUCAGUCCAUGUCCAAAUGAUGGUGGGAAAAACUCUGCCCCUCUGAUCAUCUGUCCCAGUAGUAACACACAUUAGACUAAUCAUUAGACUAUAGGGCAGGGGACUCUCAGUAUUUUCUCAUCACACACACAGACAAUGAAUGUAAAACAUUAUAAUGUUGUGUUAGCUUAUUUACCAUUCCUCUCUUCCUCUACUGUUCUUUCAUUGCUCAGUCCUUCCCACCCAUCUUCCAAACUGCCCCCACCCCUCCCCACCCUCCACCCCCAUCACACUUCACCCCUCCCUCCUUGCUCGAUUCCUUCUGUCACCUUGCGUCCUCUGCUUCUUCUGCCGCUCCCACUGUCUUUGCUCUUUCCCACCGGUCCUCCCUCCUUUCUCCAUUUCUCCAUCCCUCCUGUCAGGUUUCUCUUGCCUCCCCCCUCCUUCCAUUUUGUCUCUCCUUUCUCUUCCCUUUCUCCCCUCUAUGGCAACAUCAGGGUGUUGAUGCAAAAGCAGCGGAGCAAAGUAGAGAAGGGAUAGAGUGGGGAUUGGUAUCAGAUGUUUUGCUGUUAUCUGAGAGGGACAGGAAGGACUGUUCUGCUCUCUCAACCUUCGUCAACGUCCUUGGCUGAGGAAAUGACAGUGGGGGACGCCUGGCCAUUGGAUUUAAACAACUGUCUGGAUAAACCGGGGUUGCUCAAGCUUCCUUGGACGUCACUCUUAAAGGCGUUCUAGAUGCAGUUUGGAAAAAUCAAGGACAAGAUUCUGGUUUUCUUUAAUUCUCACAAGAACUUUCAAUAUAUUUCUUUGCCAAAUCUGCUAAUGUUUAAUGGUAAUAAUAAGUUUAAAAAAAAAAGACUGUAGAUAUGUUGAUUUAUGUGCUAUUUUGUGUUUCCAUGCCGAGAUGUGAUGCUUGCACAUUUAUAUCACAAGUGUGUCUCUAAUACUGACCUGACUAAUGGAUUUUAAAAUUGUUUUAUGUUCUUUUUUCUGACCCAUAACAGACAAAUAAAGUGUACUGCAUUGAAAUUGCGGAUC
Molecule: messenger RNA, 1542 nt
Organism: Lates calcarifer (barramundi perch)
Lineage: Eukaryota; Metazoa; Chordata; Actinopteri; Centropomidae
Product: E3 ubiquitin-protein ligase TRIM21-like
Exons: 3
Coding region: 1-600 (199 amino acids)
Molecular function (GO): protein binding
Source: RefSeq, a predicted model, not a curated record